Messenger RNA from Gossypium raimondii (Peruvian cotton), 903 nucleotides. Its product is annotated as transcriptional regulator STERILE APETALA. Gene Ontology annotation, cellular component: preribosome, large subunit precursor. The record is from RefSeq and is a predicted model, not a curated record. NCBI's taxonomy places the organism in Eukaryota, Viridiplantae, Streptophyta, Magnoliopsida, Malvales, Malvaceae. Gene Ontology annotation, molecular function: protein binding.
AUGUCUUCAUCUUCCGCGGAUGGUAAUGGCAAUGGUGGUGCAAGAAGAGGCGGUGAUUCCGAAGGACCUUCUUUGACUCGUAGACGUACCAAUAACGAAAUCUGGCCAGGGCCUUUUCUUGAAGACCUUGUCCUCCAGGUCGCCAUUGAUGCUUCUCGUUCUCUUGGCCGCCUAGCCGCAGCUGCUGCACUUGCCAAUGUGUUUCAAGUUUGUUCGACGUGGGAAGCUGUUUCUCAAUUUUAUCCACUCUGGUACCGUCUCACAAGCAUCAUACGGGGACGUACUCGCCGCAUGCACGCCACGUGGCGAGAUGAAUACAUAUAUCGUCAUCGGACCUACGCAGGCGUCCCUGGCCGUGCUUUCCACAUUUGGGAUGGUAACACUGAAGAGCUAGUCUACCUGAACGCAUCAUUGACUGACCCAGAAGCCGUGAUGGGGUGGCACACGUUGACUGAGUUCACUGAAACCAUAGGCCGAGUGAGGAUGACAAGUCAGGAAUCGGCUGUGGCAUGUACGGAUUCGAGUUACAUGAUUCUGGACUUGAUAAACCAUAGUUCACAUUACGACCAGCAGCAUAGAAGAGGACUUAGAGUGACUUGCUUCGACACCAACAACGGGGCGUUUAUCACGGUUGACAACCGUGGGCGGGCUAUCGUCCGCCGCGCUGGUACGUUAGAGGAGGUGUGUAGAUUCCACACACGGCAUAGUAACGCCAUUGGUUGCGUGAACUUAGGGUACGCGCUAAUGUGCGGCGCGGGAGUGGUAAGGACGUGGGAGAUAGAGCAGGGGCAAUACUUGUAUAGUUUGAAUGAGAACAUAGGGGCUAUAAACGCGAUGGUGGCGGAUGAUAGGCACGUAGCAGCUGGGGACAUCACCAUACACCUAUGGGAUUUUGGUGCAUAG